AUGACGAUCGAAAUGCAGUACAGAUUUGGUGUGUUGAUGCGUGACUUCGAAAGUGAUUCGAGUGUGUCAGCUGUAAUAAUAAAGGGGAAUGAAGCUGGCUUUAGCGCUGGAGGCGAUGUUGUCCAAUUCGUGCUAUCACUGCAGAAUGAUAAGAAGUUCUUCUACGAAUGCGGAAUUGGAUUUUACCGCGGACUGUUACGGUUAUCCGAAUAUAAGAAACCUGUGAUUUCACUCGCAGAUAAAUUAUGUAUGGGUGGAGGAGCAGCAGUAACAUUCUUAUCGAGCCACCCGGUUGUCACUGAGCGUACAAUGUUCGCUAUGCCGGAAGUCUUCAUCGGAUUUUUUCCAAACGUCGGAGCAAAUUAUUUUCUGAUGCAACUGCCGAACAACUUCGGAAUGUGGGUCGGUUUAACAGGUGCAAGGUUUAUUGGAUCGGAUAUUAUCAAUCUCGGUCUGUCGAAAAAUUAUGUGAGAUCGACCGACAUGGAUACACUAGAGGAUGCACUCAUCAAUCUCGAACAGGCGAAUUUCGAAACCGUCUCGCAGACAAUCGCUCAAUUCCAACAGAAAUGUGAUAAAUGGUCGAUCGAACCCAAUAACGUGAAGCAGCUGUUCGGUGGCAGUUCUGUGGAGGAGAUUGUGGAAAAUUUGAAAGGAGAUGGCACCGAGUUCUCGUCGAAAAUUCUGAAAACAUUUUCAAAUCUAUCGCCAACUGCACUCAAAUUCACAUUUAAUUUGUUACGGGAAUCACAUCUAAGACAGUACAGCAAGAAUGAGGCGUUUUCUGCUGACUUUUCCUUGUACAAAAAUUUUUACGGCGACACGGAUGGCAACGAUUUCAGCGAAGGAGUACGGUCGGUGUUAAUCGAUAAAAAGCAUAAACCGAAUUGGAUUCCGAAAACGUUGGAGGAGGUCGACGACAAAAAACUGAUAUCGUAUUUUACCACAAAUGUUAUUGAUAUUCGGGCGAGUAGUCCAUGA
This is a messenger RNA of Bradysia coprophila, 981 nucleotides long. RefSeq names its product 3-hydroxyisobutyryl-CoA hydrolase, mitochondrial-like. The record is from RefSeq and is a predicted model, not a curated record. Gene Ontology annotation, molecular function: 3-hydroxyisobutyryl-CoA hydrolase activity. Gene Ontology annotation, biological process: L-valine catabolic process. Lineage: Eukaryota; Metazoa; Arthropoda; Insecta; Diptera; Sciaridae.